UUCAACUUGGUGAAAAAUGUUAAAAAGAAAAUCUACAUGAAGCCAGCUGUUUAAACUUGCAACAAUUUACAUUUAUAUAAUUAACGAGUUAAUAAUUGUAAGAAAAUAAUAAUCAACACAGUUCUUACCUGUUAAAACGUCAUAUGUUUGACAAUGGCAAGUAAGAUACUCCAACAAUCUCUCAAAAAUCCAAAAGAAUUGUACAAAUUUUUGCUCAGAUCUUGUGAUAAAUUACCAAAAGGUCCAAAGGAACAUUAUAAACAUUCAAUAAAACAAAGUUUUAAGCAACAUGUUUAUGAGCCAGAUGCAGAAAGAGUCAAACAAAUAAUUGAAAAAUCAAUAAUUGAUGCUGAUUGGCUUUUUAAAAAGUACAAGAUAGAUCUUGAAUCCCUGUUGAAGAAAUAAGAAUAAAAUUUAAAUAAUUAUAUACAAAAGAUAUUAUAAAAUUGGUAAUGAUGAAUUUUGAAAAAUUAAUAAGUCAAGAUGUCAAUGCAACAGAAUCUCAAUUUAAUAAAGCAAUUGAAAUAUAUUUAAAUAAAUCACAUUUAAUAAAUCGUCGAGUAUUAUCAUCAAAAACACUCUACACUGGACAAUUAAUCAAUGAUGUUGAUAAUUUAAUAGAUCUCAUAACAAAUCAGCACAUUACUCAUUUCUUUGAUAAAGAUGAUAACAUUAAAAAUAUAUUUGAUCAUACAAAAGCACUGUCGAAUGAGGUGAAUCCAUUUGAACAAGAAAAUGGAAUAUAUUUGUACAUAAGAAAAUUAUUUCCACGAAAUCAACGGGAAUUUUCGACGACGUUCGAAUUUUCCAUAUUGAAUAGAGAAGAUAACAGUUUAAUUUGCAUCGGUAAAAAAAUAAAUUUUUUUAAACAAAGACUUGGUCUACACUUGGCUUAUAAAAUAAUUUAUAAUGCUAAAAAUGUCAGUAUUCAUGUUGAUCAUUUAAAUGAUUUAGUUGACAUUGGUGCUGAAUGGUUGAAGGAUAAAUUAUUUCCAAGAUUAAUAAAAUGGAUAGAAUUUGAUCCAAAACAUGAUUCAUUUGUUGAUGGAUCAUUAAAUUUAGUAUCACCAGAAAUAUAUGCAGAUUUAUAUAACAAUUUAAAAAAAAAAUAUGGUAAAGAACUUGUUGAGAAAUGGCCUGAAUGUACUGAUCCAGCAAAAUUUGUCUAUGAAGAUAUUGCAAUUGCAACAUAUUUAAUUUUACUGUGGGAUAAUGAAAGAUAUAAUUUAAUGUUAGGAGACAAACAAUCAUUUGUUGAUUUAGGAUGUGGCAAUGGAUUGUUAGUUUAUAUUCUCACCAGUGAAGGACAUCCUGGUUUUGGUAUUGAUCUUCGUAAACGUAAAAUAUGGGAUUUAUUUUCAGGAACACAUCUAGAGGAAAAAACAAUUAUUCCUUCAUCAAAAUCAUUAUUUCCUGAUACCGAUUGGAUUAUUGGUAAUCACUCGGAUGAAUUGACACCUUGGAUACCAGUUAUUGCAGCUCGUAGUUCUUAUAAAACAAGAUUUUUUUUACUUCCCUGUUGUGCUCAUGAAUUUGAUGGUAGAAAAUUUCAACGACCAUCAGCAGCACACAGUCAAUAUCUUGGAUAUUUAAAAUACAUAAAAAAUGUUUGUGAAGAAUGUGGAUUUAUAACAAAUAUUGAUAAACUUCGUAUACCAUCAACAAAACGUAUUUGUUUUAUUGGUGAAAGAAGAAGUUAUCCAAGAGAUCAGACAAACAUUCAAGAUGAAAAAAUUGAAAAAAUAAUUAACGAACGUUCUUUACAAAAAACAGAUGAAUCAAUUAAUAAUAAUAAUGAUAAUAAUAAUGAAACAACAAAUGACAAAUGGUCAAAUGAUUUUAAACCAAGAGAUUCUGUUGAAAAAGUUAGAAAUUGUACUCAAAUUGAUAAAAAUAUUCAAAACGAAAUAAUUAAUAUAGUUAAAUCUGAAUUAUUAGCUAAAGUACGUAUUAUUAAUUCUGAUGAAGAUGAUAAUAAAAAAUGGAAUGCUGGUGGACAAUUAGAACUAGCUAAGCUAGCAACAAUAAUACCAAAUGAUUUAUUGAAAAAAUUAAAAAAUGAAUGUGGUGGAUUACAAACAUUAUUGAGAAAUCAUAGCCACGUAUUUCAAAUUAAUAAUGGUAUCGUACAAUUUAAAAUUCCUGGUAGUGAAACGAUUAUAAAUAAUAAAAAAAAACGUAAAUCUGUUAUACUUAAAGUUAAGCCUUGUUGGUUUUUUAAUAAUCAUCCAGAUGGUUGCUUUGUUAGUGAUGAAAAAUGUAAUUUUAAACAUUAAUAAAAUACAUAAAUAUAAAUGAA
This is a messenger RNA of Aphidius gifuensis, 2299 nucleotides long. RefSeq names its product probable tRNA (uracil-O(2)-)-methyltransferase. The coding region runs from base 453 to 2276 and encodes 607 amino acids. Gene Ontology annotation, molecular function: tRNA (uridine) methyltransferase activity. Gene Ontology annotation, biological process: tRNA methylation. NCBI's taxonomy places the organism in Eukaryota, Metazoa, Arthropoda, Insecta, Hymenoptera, Braconidae. The record is from RefSeq and is a predicted model, not a curated record. The transcript has 4 exons.